GAGAGUGUCUUCCCCACCACCUCCCAUUCUCCUGGACGAGAAGCUACCCGGGCCCCUAUACGGCCUUCCCGCCAUCAAACCCGACUCCACUCACUCGCAAACCCGCGCCGCGGACUAUCUGAGGAGCAAGACAACCCUUCGCCGCGAGCGAGCGCAGUUCGAGCUGGAGCUCUUCAGCCGGAAGGCGAUGUGGAACGCGGUCCUACCCAUUCAUUCUCUUCCUGCAGAGCUACUCCUGCACAUCUUCAAGCAAUUCGUGCCAGCGCUCCUUUUGGACGAGGAAUCGUCCGGAUGGCCUGAUGAAGAGCCUCAGCGCCCUUGGGGACGACUCAUGCGAGUAUGUCGCCACUGGUGCGCCCUCAUCAGGAACGCAGCCUUUUUCUGGAGGGACGUCAUCAUAUAUAAGGACACCAGGUGGUUCGACCUUGCAUUGAGCCGUUUGGGAAGUGCGCCUAUUUGUAUAACGCUCGCUCCCGGCUGCGACCUCGAAGGUGUCCUCGCAAUGCUUGAAACAAACACCGGCCGCAUCGGGGGCCUGGUAUUCGGAGAGGCAAUACGUGACGUGGAUGCUUCCCGUGUUGAGUCGUUUCUAUCCCUCUCUUUCCCUGCCCUGCGGAGCCUUGAAAUCACGAUGGACUUGACGGUCCGCCGUGCGUGCGCUAUAGGAGGCUGCUGCUCUGGCCUCGAACGGUUGCACCUCACACAAGCCUCACUACCUUGGACACCGUCGGUCCUAGCCAAUCUCAAGGACCUAUCCCUGACGGACUGCUGCCUGUCAAUGCCAGCGCUUCCCUUCCUCGCCUUUCUCGACGUACUCGAAUACGGGCAACGCCUUCAGCACCUCUACCUUUCGGGAUUCCUCUCAGCGGUGUUGGACCCCCAGACCUCUGCGCCUUACGAGCGUGUUGUCACGCUCCACGGAUUGAAGCACCUCGAACUCAGCGAUGUGCCGACCAAUGUUGCAAGGUUGAUGACGCACCUCCAUACUCCCGCUAUCUCGCACAUCGAACUUGUAGGAGACUGUGAUCGCAGCGUGCCUUCUAACGCACAUGCGUCCUUGCUUCCACAAGAUCUUGAUACUCGAUUCCCCGUCCUGCAGGACAUCACCUGCGUAUACUUUCUCGUCAAUGGCGAUGAGAACACCCUCUGUUUCUCUCACCCCGCUGGCACAUCCUUCGAACUACGUCUGUUCAAAAGUGACGUUAAAUGCUGGGGUAAGCCACAUUGGCUUGAGAAGGGGCUGUCCCAGCUCCCCGCGCUCUUCGGGCCUGCGUUGAUAGAGCUGGAAGUUUGCGGUGCGCUCAACAUCUCCCCCGCAUGCUGGGACCGCCUGUUUGACUCCUUCCCCGCGCUGCAAAAGCUCGUCAUGCACGAGUACAACUUUCACGGUAUCCCACUUGCCAUGCUCCGCUCCCUCGCCGCCCCUGCACACUCGGUACCGCAUGGUGCGGUCUAUACCGCCAUCGCCACCGGCACUGGCUGCGCUGGCCGCAUGCCAUUGCGCUGCCCUUCGCUAAGGCAUCUCAGGAUCAAUGGCUGGGAUUGGAGCCGGCGCGCAUUCCGCCAGAUCUUGGAGUGCCUGCGCGUGCGUGCCGCGCACGGCGCGGAGAGGUUGGAGUGCUUCGGUGCAGAUGCACACGAUUGGGACGAGGAAACGGUGACGCUCGCGGUGGUGGGCAAGUACCGGGCGCAAUUUCUCGUAGUCGUCGAUGCGUUCGAACUCGACGGGUGGCGCUACUAAGGAUAUAUAUCGGAGUCACAUGCAUAUAUUUCGAACAAACACUCCGUCUGAUAUCAUCCUUCCACGCCGUUUGCCCGCAUCGCCCCGCGCGCGCGGGAUCAUCGUUGACGCGUAGGUCGUUCAAGCGCUCCGAAAUUUCAGCAGGGCCCUAAACACCGCGAAGAACGCUCAUCACGGGUAGUGUCAGCUUUUAAUAAACGCGUCAGGUUGGCGAGUGGUCCGGUGGCGGCAAUCCGCGACACCGCGUCCACGUCCAGCUGGGCCUUCAGAGUGGCGGGAGACACUC
Trametes versicolor FP-101664 SS1 is the source of this 2027-nucleotide messenger RNA. RefSeq lists its product as uncharacterized. The record is from RefSeq and is a predicted model, not a curated record. NCBI's taxonomy places the organism in Eukaryota, Fungi, Basidiomycota, Agaricomycetes, Polyporales, Polyporaceae. The transcript has 3 exons. The coding region runs from base 188 to 1741 and encodes 517 amino acids. Gene Ontology annotation, molecular function: protein binding.